UGUGUGUGUGUGUGUGUGUGUGUGUGUGUGUCUGACAGGAAGUCGAGCUGUUGGAGUGCACAGUGUUUACGACUGCGUCCCUUACAUAGAUCCUGCUUUCACUCUAAAUAAUUAUGCGUAAAUAGGAAAAUAGCAACUACAACAGAAAGCUUGUAGUUCAACUGUAUUUCCUCGGCACAAGUCUGUUUUGAGGAAGCAGAAUGACUGCCAUAAAACACGCCCUCCAGAGGGAUAUCUUUACACCCAACGAUGAGCGCCUGCUCAGCAUUGUCAAUGUUUGCAAGGCAGGGAAGAAGAAGAAGAACUGUUUCUUGUGUGCCACGGUGACGACGGAGCGUCCCGUGCAGGUUAAAGUGGUAAAAGUGAAGAAGUCAGACAAAGGAGAUUUCUAUAAGAGACAGAUGGCCUGGGAACUACGUGACUUGUCAGAGGUCGAUGCCAAAGAUGCCACUAAGGAGAACCCAGAGUUUGACCUGCACUUUGAGAAGGUCUACCGUUGGGUGGCCAGCAGCACGGCAGAGAAGAACUCCUUCAUCUCCUGCAUCUGGAAGCUGAACCAGCGUUACCUGAGGAAGAAAGUGGAGUUUGUUAACGUCAGUCCCCAGCUGCUGGAAGAGCUCCCUGAAGAGUCAGUCCCUAGUGGUGAGAGUCAGAGUGUUGCCGGCGGCGAUGAAGACGCUCUGGAUGACUACCAAGAACUGAACACUCGGGAGGAGCAGGACAUCGAGAACAUGAUGGAGGUGUGCGAAUACGCCAUCUCUAACGCCGAGGCCUUUGCUGAUAAACUUUCCCGAGAGCUGCAGGUCCUGGACGGGGCAAACAUCCAGUCAAUCAUGGCAUCAGAGAAGCAGGUGAACAUCCUGAUGCAGCUGCUGGACGAGGCGUUGUCCGAGGUGGACGCCAUCGAGGGAAAGCUGCUGAGCUACGAGGAAAUGCUGCAGAGCGUCAAGGAGCAGAUGGAUCAGAUUUCCCAGAGCAACCGUCUCAUUCAGAUCAGCAAAACCAACAACGGACAGCUGCUUGACGAGAUCCAGUUUCUAGUGAACUAUAUGGAUCUGUCUAAAGGGCACAUCCGAGCUCUACAGGAGGGAGACUUGUCUUCUCCUAAAGGUAUCGAGGCCUGCAUCAAUGCCUCCGAGGCUCUGCUGCAGUGUAUGAACGUAGCACUCCGACCAGGUCAUGAUAGCCUGUGGGCCGUGAAGCAGCAGCAGAGCCUGUUUGCUGAUCUCAGAGACAAUUUUGCUCGUCGCCUCACAAACCACCUGAACAAUGUGUUUGUGCACCAGUUCAACCACUUCAGUCACUUCAAAAUGACCAUUCCUCAGUUCUAUAGGUCGUCCUGUCUGUCACUCCCCGGUCACGAUCAGAGCUCGGCGCUGUCUCAGCACACAGCAGAGCUGACCCUGCCUAAACACAGCCCACUACACAGAGACCUGCUCAGAUACGCAAAACUGAUGGAGUGGCUGAAGAACACACAGAGAGAGAAGUACGAAGGCCUGUCCAGGACCUACGUGGACUACAUGACUCGGCUGUACGAGAGAGAAAUCAAAGACUUCUUCGAGGUCGCGAAAAUCAAAAUGGCAGGAACCACCAAAGAAGGGAAGGGAAAGUUUGCCACGCUUCCUCGGAAAGAGAGCGCUCUCAAACAGGAGACAGAAAGUCUUCAUGCGAGUUCAGGGAAGCUCACUGGCUCCACCUCCAGUCUCAACAAGUUGGCUGUCAGCAGUUCCAACAGCCGUCGUUCACAGUCCUCGUCUUUGCUGGACAUGGGCAAUAUGUCAGCCUCUGACCUGGACGUGGCCGACAGGACCAAGUUUGACAAGAUAUUCGAGCAGGUCCUCAGUGAGUUGGAGCCUCUGUGUCUCGCUGAACAGGAUUUCAUCAGCAAGUUCUUCAAACUGCAGCAGCAGUCAGGAUCAGCUCAGGGAGAAACCACAGAUGACUUGGAUGGAGCGCUGCAGUCCAGACCGGCCAGUGAACACAGACACUCCAUAUCAUCAGAUAAGGACAUGGUGCGACAGAUGAUGAAUAAGAUCUUUCACAGCAUCGAGACGGAAUUAAACAGUCUGAUCGCUCUGGGCGAUAAAAUCGACAGCUUCAACUCGCUCUACAUGCUGGUGAAGAUGAGCCAUCACGUGUGGACGGCCGAGAACGUGGACCCUGCGUCCUUCCUCAGCACCACGCUGGGCAACGUGCUGGUCACCGUAAAGAGGAACUUCGACAAGUGUAUUUCUGGACAAAUCAGGCAGAUGGAGGAGGUAAAGAUCUCUAAGAAGAGUAAAGUUGGGAUCUUGCCCUUCGUCAGAGUCUUUGAGGAUUUUGCGGAAUUGGCUGAGACCAUUUUCCGUAACGCAGAGCGACGAGGUGACCUGGAUAAAGCGUAUGUCAAGCUCAUCAGAGCCGUCUUCAUGAACGUGGAGAAAGUCGCCAAUGAGAGUCAGAAAACCCCUCGUGAUGUCGUUAUGAUGGAGAACUUCCACCACAUAUUCUCCACUCUGUCGCGCCUCAAGAUCUCAUGUCUGGAGACGGAGAGGAAGGAGGCCAAGCAGAAAUACACAGACCAUCUUCAGUAUUAUGUUAUUAACUCUCUGGGCCAGCCUUUGGAAAAGCUCAACCACUUCUUUGAGGGAGUGGAGGCACGUGUGGCUCAGGGGGUGAGGGAAGAGGAGGUAAGCUACCAGCUGGCUUUCAACAAACAGGAGCUGAGGAAGGUGAUUAAAGAAUACCCUGGAAAAGAGGUGAAGAAGGGCCUGGACAAUCUCUAUAAGAAAGUGGACAAGCAUCUGUGUGAGGACGAAAGCCUUCUACAAGUGGUGUGGCACUCCAUGCAGGAUGAGUUCAUCCGGCAGUAUAAACACUUCGAGGGGCUGAUAAACCGCUGCUACCCCGGCUCAGGCAUCACCAUGGACUUUACCAUACAGGAUAUGCUGGAGUACUUCUCUAGUAUCGCCCAGUCCCACUAGAAGUGAAAAAAUUGAGGGGUGUGAGAGAGAGAGAGAGAGAGUGUGAGUGAGUGAGUGAGUGAGUGAGUGAGUGUUUGUUUGUUUGUUUGUUGUGGGAUCCAUAUAUGCAGUGCGUCCUAAUCUGCGUACAUAUAUUAAAACACUAAAAGCAGUUUUGUCAAGUUCAAGUCUCCGAUUAAGUCACAGGAUAAAAGAACACUGGACUGGACCCUCUUUAUAAAUGUGUAAUAUAUAAGUGGAUGCAACAAUGAAUUAAAAUGACUGAAUUUGCACACACACACACACACAUCCCUUUUAACUCCACAUUAAAUCUGUGUUAAUUUCCAUAACUGUUAAUGUUAAGUAAUAAAAAAAAUCUCCACAUGUA
Molecule: messenger RNA, 3330 nt
Organism: Tachysurus fulvidraco (yellow catfish)
Lineage: Eukaryota; Metazoa; Chordata; Actinopteri; Siluriformes; Bagridae
Gene: exoc1
Product: exocyst complex component 1
Exons: 21
Coding region: 201-2963 (920 amino acids)
Biological process (GO): Golgi to plasma membrane transport; exocytosis
Cellular component (GO): plasma membrane; exocyst
Molecular function (GO): phosphatidylinositol-4,5-bisphosphate binding
Source: RefSeq, a predicted model, not a curated record